AUGGAGAAGAUCAUCUUCUACGAGGACAGGAACUUCCAGGGUCGAUUUCACGAGUGUGAUAAUGACUCCAGCGACCUGCACACAUACUUCACCCACUGCAACUCCAUCCGAGUUGAGGGAGGAUUCUGGGUCAUUUACGAGAGACCGAAUUACAUGGGCAGCCAGUAUGUGCUGACCCCAGGAGAGUACCCAGACUACCAGCGCUGGCUGGGCAUCAAUGACACCAUCAGGUCCUGUCGCAUUAUUAGAAACGUGGGUAACUCAUGGAGGCUGAAGGUUUGGGAAAAGCCAAACUUUGAAGGCCAGUCUCUCGAGGUUGCAGACAACAUGCCCGUCUUCCACGAGCGCUGGCACAGCCGCGAGGUCCACUCCUGCAAGGUGUUCGAAGGCGCCUGGAUUUUCUACGAGCAGCCCAACUACAGGGGACGCCAGUACCUGCUGGAGAGGGGCGAGUACAGGCGGCACACUGAGUGGGCGGGCGUGCAGCCCAUUGUUGGAUCCAUCCGCCGGCUUAAGGAACAUUAG
Plectropomus leopardus (leopard coralgrouper) is the source of this 525-nucleotide messenger RNA. Its product is annotated as gamma-crystallin S-1-like. Lineage: Eukaryota; Metazoa; Chordata; Actinopteri; Perciformes; Serranidae. Gene Ontology annotation, molecular function: structural constituent of eye lens. The record is from RefSeq and is a predicted model, not a curated record. Gene Ontology annotation, biological process: visual perception; lens development in camera-type eye.